AUGGAAUAUAAAGUAUUAAGUAAAUAUUUGAUAAAGAGAGGUUAUCCCAAAAAACAUUUGGAAGUCGAGAUUGAUUUUGACUUCUUACAAAAAGGAUUGAUUCUAGAUGCUGAAAAAGGAAAUAUUUUAAAGAUUGCAUGUGACGGAAAGAUUAUACGUGCAACGCAUGGUACUAAAGUAUUAUCUGAGGAUGAAAUUGAAAAAUAUUACAAAAAUUCCCACUGGGAAUUAUCAGAUUUGUUCGUCAAAGACCCUCUAGAAGUUUGGAAUGGCCCCCAUUCAGAUAAAAUACGUUCUCUUUUGGACUAUUUUGACAUUAUAGUAUCUUUAUUAUUUGCACGAUGUGUUGACUCUGUAGAUGAAGAAAAAAAUGGAAUCCAAGAAAAGUAUUCUGUUUAUGAUGAUAUAUACGAAGGCCUUCUAAGUAUGUUUGAAAUUGAACAUUUCCAGUCUAAUAAAGGCGGAUACUAUUUAGAAAUGAAGUCAACACCUCAAAAAUAUUAUUAUAAAUGUCCUAAUAAAGUACUUGACUGGUUGAAAACUUUGAGAAAACAAGGAAAGCUUCUCUUUUUAAUAACAGGCUCUUAUAUUGAUUUUGCUUCAUGCACUGCUUCAUAUACAUUGGGUUCAGAUUGGAAAGACUACUUCGAUAUUAUAAUAACCUAUGCUAAAAAACCUGGUUUCUUCACAAUAGAGAGAGAAUUUAUCGGCUUAGAUGGAAUCAAACAAACAGGUCCAAUAGAUCCUAAAAAUUUAGAGUUGGGUGGCAUAUAUGCAAAUGGAAAUUGGAAAGACCUGUAUGCAUUUUUAUUGAAACAUUCAUCCAGUCCAGAUCCAAAGUGUUUAUACAUUGGUGACAGUGUCAUUCAAGAUGUUUAUGCGCCUGAUACAUAUUCACACUGUGAAACUGUAGCUGUUUGCGAAGAACUGAGUACUAUUCAUCCAGAUGAAAAAAUAAUAACUUCUGCAUUUUGGGGAUCUUAUUUUAAGGAGAAAGAAGUUGACACCAUUUGGAGUAGAAUUAUUGAGGAGAAGGCUAAGUUAAGUGUUCCUGAUUUGGAAUAUGCUGCUGGAUUACCUUAG
This is a messenger RNA of Harmonia axyridis, 1083 nucleotides long. RefSeq names its product 5'-nucleotidase domain-containing protein 1-like. The transcript has a single exon. The record is from RefSeq and is a predicted model, not a curated record. Gene Ontology annotation, molecular function: 5'-nucleotidase activity. Lineage: Eukaryota; Metazoa; Arthropoda; Insecta; Coleoptera; Coccinellidae. The coding region runs from base 1 to 1083 and encodes 360 amino acids.